Manis javanica (Malayan pangolin) is the source of this 2318-nucleotide messenger RNA. The record is from RefSeq and is a predicted model, not a curated record. Lineage: Eukaryota; Metazoa; Chordata; Mammalia; Pholidota; Manidae.
AUGGCCGAAGUCGGCGAGGACAGCGGGGCCCGCGCCCUGCUGGCGCUGCGCUCGGCGCCCUGCAGCCCCGUGCUGCCGCCGCCGCCACCGCCGCCGGGCGCGAUCGCGGGGGCCGCGGGGGGCCCGGGCGCGGACACGGGGGGCCCGGCGGGCGAGGCCCUGGUGGCCGCCGCCGCCGCCUGCGUGCGCCGCAGUCCCGGGCCUGCGCUGGCGCGCCUCGAGGGCCGCGAGUUCGAGUUCCUCAUGCGGCAGCCGAGCGUCACCAUCGGCCGCAACUCGUCGCAGGGCUCGGUGGACCUGAGCAUGGGCCUGUCGAGCUUCAUCUCGCGGCGCCAUCUGCAGCUCAGCUUCCAGGAGCCGCACUUCUAUCUGCGCUGCCUCGGCAAGAACGGCGUCUUCGUGGACGGGGCCUUCCAGCGGCGCGGCGCGCCCGCCCUGCAGCUGCCCAAACAGUGCACUUUCCGGUUCCCCAGCACGGCCAUAAAGAUCCAGUUCACAGCCCUGUUCCACGCGGAGGAGGCCCCGGCAUCGCCGCUCCGGCCGCUGUACCCGCAGAUCUCCCCACUGAAGAUCCACAUCCCUGAGCCGGACCUCCGGAGCUUGGUCAGCCCCAUCCCCUCCCCGACUGGCACCAUCAGUGUUCCCAACUCCUGCCCGGCCAGUCCACGCGGGGCCGGCUCCUCUGGCUACCGCUUUGUCCAGAACGUGACCUCAGACCUGCAGCUGGCAGCAGAGUUUGCAGCAAAGGCCGCCUCAGAGCAGCAGGCAGAUGCGUCCGGAGGGGACAGCCCCAAGGACGAGUCCAAGCCGCCAUACUCCUACGCCCAGCUGAUUGUGCAGGCCAUCUCCUCCGCGCAGGACAGACAGCUCACACUAAGCGGGAUCUAUGCCCACAUCACCAAACAUUACCCUUACUACCGCACGGCCGACAAAGGCUGGCAGAAUUCUAUCCGACACAACCUCUCUUUGAACCGUUACUUUAUUAAAGUCCCUCGUUCCCAGGAGGAGCCUGGGAAGGGGUCUUUUUGGAGAAUAGACCCUGCCUCAGAAGCCAAGCUUGUGGAGCAGGCAUUCCGAAAACGGAGGCAGAGGGGCGUCUCCUGCUUCCGCACCCCCUUUGGGCCUCUGUCAUCCAGGAGUGCUCCAGCCUCACCGACUCACCCUGGGCUGAUGUCCCCUCGUUCUACUGGCCUGCAGACUCCAGAGUGCCUGUCUCGGGAGGGCUCACCCAUUCCACACGACCCUGACUUCGGGUCAAAGUUAGCUUCUGUUCCAGAGUAUCGGUAUUCCCAGAGUGCACCCGGCUCUCCUGUCAGUGCCCAGCCCGUGAUCAUGGCUAUGCCUCCCCGACCUCCCAGCUUAGUGGCCAAACCCGUGGCCUACAUGCCAGCCUCCAUAGUGACGGCCCAGCAGCCUCCCGGCCACGCAAUCCACGUCGUGCAGCAGGCACCCCCUGUCACCAUGCUCAGGGUGGUCACCACCUCUGCCAGUUCUGCCAACGGAUACAUCCUUGCCAGCCAGGCCUCGGCAGGGGGCGCACACGAAGCCACAGGCACAGCAGUGUUGGAUCUGGGCAGCGAAGCCAGAGGCUUGGAAGAGAAACCCACCAUUGCAUUUGCCACCAUCCCCGCCGCCAGCCGGGUCAUCCAGACGGUGGCCAGCCAGAUGGCCCCUGGGGUCGCUGGACACACGGUCACCAUCCUGCAGCCAGCCACGCCAGUGACCAUCGGGCAGCACCAUCUUCCAGUUCGGGCUGUCACUCAGAAUGGAAAGCACGCCGUCUCCACGAAUAGUUUAGCUGGCAGCACUUAUGCCCUCACCAGCCCCCUGCAGCUCCUUGCAGCCCAGGCUAGUUCGUCCACGCCAGUGGUGGUCACCCGGGUGUGUGAGGUGGGCCCCGAGGAGCCAGCACCAGCGGCCGCCACCACCACCACCAUUACCCCAACCACGGCUGCCAUCUCUGCCCCUGCCACUGGGGAGCCUGAGGUCAAAAGGUCCCGCAUGGAGGAGCCCGGGGGGACUGUAACCACGCAGGCUGGCGUGAUCACGGCUACCGGCCUGCAGGGGCCUGGGACUGGGGAGUGAGGCUGCCACGUGCAGGCGGAGUGGGACGCACACCCACAGGAAUUCUGGAGCUGAUGUGGCAGCUGCCCUCGUGACCACCGGGCCACAACGCAAAGGCUCCAUGCUGCCCAGGCUUGGUGCCAGACGGACAGGACGGCCUCAUCUGCCUGCACCUGGACACACUCAUCCUGUCAUUUUCUCUCCUGCCCCUGCUGUGGUUAAAACAAAACACAUAAACAUGUUCAGACAGCUGA